Molecule: messenger RNA, 3453 nt
Organism: Rhineura floridana
Lineage: Eukaryota; Metazoa; Chordata; Lepidosauria; Squamata; Rhineuridae
Gene: ITPKC
Product: inositol-trisphosphate 3-kinase C
Exons: 8
Coding region: 140-1228 (362 amino acids)
Biological process (GO): inositol phosphate biosynthetic process; spermatogenesis
Cellular component (GO): cytoplasm; Golgi apparatus; nucleus
Molecular function (GO): inositol-1,4,5-trisphosphate 3-kinase activity; inositol tetrakisphosphate kinase activity
Source: RefSeq, a predicted model, not a curated record
GCCCACCAGGGAGCCGAGGGCGGCGCCACCUCCUGGGGCGGAGCGCGGCGGCGGCGGCCGGGCCGGGCUGGGCUGGGCCAGGCAGGCAGCAGGCAGGCAGGCAGCUGAGGCGGAGCGCGCCGCGAGUCGAGACGGGGAGAUGCGCCUGGACGUGGCGGCAGCAGCAGCAGCAUCAACGCCGGCGGCCGGGCAGGCCCACCUCCCCGCCGGGCAAGGCUCCAGCGUCGCCACCGCCGGCGGCGGCCAGCUGCAGUCACUAAUGGCAGAUGCCAUGGACACCCUCGAAGGAAGGAAAAGUGAUAAAGAACGUGUCUGGAAUAAAAUUCAAAAGAACAAGCCGUGGAGGAAGUUGAAAAACAUGGUGCAUUGGUCACCGUGCGUCGUAUCUUUCCGAAAGCGCUACUCCUGGGUGCAGCUUGCUGGCCAUGCAGGCAACUUCAAGGCCGGGGAGUUUGGGCGCAUCCUGAAGAAGUAUUGCCCUAGCGAGCAGCAGUGCCUGGAGCGCCUGGUGCAUGAUGCGCUUCAGCCGUACGUCCCAACCUACUAUGGAGUGGCGGAGCACGAUGGGGAGGCCUACAUCCAGAUGGAGGAUUUGCUAUCUGGCUUUGAUGCACCUUCCAUCAUGGAUUGCAAAAUGGGAGUCAGGACAUACCUAGAGGACGAGUUGGAGAAGGCAAGGCAGCAACCCUGUCCACGCAGGGACAUGUACGACAAGAUGGUGGCUGUGGACCCGGCGGCUCCCACGCCAGAAGAGCAUGCCCAGUGUGGCGUCCUGAAGCCUCGCUACAUGCAAUGGAGGGAGACCCUCAGCUCGACCACCACUCUCGGGUUCCGCAUCGAGGGCAUCAAGAAAGCUGACGGCACUUGCAACACCAGCUUUAAGAAGACGCGGCAGCCAGAGCAAGUGAUGCAGGUCUUUUGGGACUUUGUGGAUGGCAACAAAAGAAUUCUGACAAGCUACCUGGAGCGGCUGCAGGAGAUGAGGGGGGCGCUUGAACAGUCCGAGUUCUUCAAGGUGCACGAGGUGGUGGGCAGCUCUCUGCUCUUUGUCCACGACCAAACGGGUCUGGCCCAGGUCUGGAUGAUCGACUUCGGCAAGACCGUCCCACUGCCUGAGAAGCAGACAUUGACGCACCGGCUGCCGUGGGAGGAAGGGAACCGUGAGGAUGGCUACCUCUGGGGCUUGGACAACCUCAUUGCAAUCUUGGAGAGCAUGCUGGGAGAGUGAGCCAGGGAGUCGCAGCGGACAUUGAGACAUUGGCAUUGGCCCCAGUGACUCUACCUUUAUUUUAUUCAGCCAGAUAUGCUACCAAAACCAGGGAAAGUCUGAAAAAAGCCUGGAGCAAUACUGAAAACAUGACAGACUGUUGGCACCAGAGGAUCCUCAUGUUCCCACUGGUGGUCCACAGACAGUAACCUUUUUGAAGGGCCCUGGCUUUGCACAGCCAGAGUUGCAUCUCAAAGAUAUUUAUUGUAGUGACGGAUGUGAUUAGGCCCCCAACUUGGCUCUGGGAUCUCUGGAGGGCUGCUGUGUGAUGGAGAGAAAAAGACUUCUGCAAACCAAGACAGAACUCGGGAAGCAGCGCUGAGUGGGGAUUUUGGGGUGCCCAAUUUAGAGGCUACUUUUAUCAUGGGGCUGAUAGCACCAUUUCUAAAAUAAGAAGCUCUCCAAGAAAUGGUUUAAGAUACUAGAAAGCAAAAAAGAAAAAGGCAGAGCUGAUCUCUGCUCCUCCCCAAACAAGCCCCACCCACAUCAGAUCAACAACAUGGGAUGUUGCUCUGACAAAAUUAUCUGGUGGCUCUUCAUGGGAUGGGGGAUAAACAGAAAUGUGUGUCUUCCCUCUGCUUAAACUGUUAACUUGCCUGGCACCUAACAAGUCAUUCUGCCAAGCCAAAUGGAAGCAAACUAAUUGCUUUACAACCUGCUGCCUCCAAGGAUUAGACAAGAACUGCUUUCCAAAUCCCUGCACAGAAGCGCUUUGGCACUGCCAGGCUGCCUGUUUUUUGGUGCUGAAUUUGGGCUAGUUUUAACAAGCAACAAUCUACUGGGUAGUCUCUCCCCCAGUUCUUGUUUUCUAAUGGUGGUAGUGGUGAUCAGGGACAGAAGUUCUACUUUGCCUCACUAGAGAGUGGGUCUCUGGUUGUUAAUGUGUGUCUCUGUAAAUUUUGAGAUGUUUAAAAAAAAUCUUAAAUGAGACAUAGCUGCAAGUGAUGUGCUGUGCAUCUUAACUUUCAACAUUGGAUGUGGGACUGGUGGGUUUCUGCGUGAGGGAAUCUGCGUGAGUCAGAAGAUCCUGGUUUAGCCUUUAUCAACAUGUUCUUUAUAGUGGGGCCCAGGUAGUGCCUCUCCCCAGCAAAGGGAAGUCAGUUGUCCCUGGGCACUUUCUGCUUGCAUUGGCUCUUGCUGUUGUAGUUUGUCACCUGCACAUGCUCACAGUAUUUGACAGGACCUGGAAGCUGAGCCUGGGGCCUUAAUUGCUGUGCCCAACAGCAAAGAGGCCUGGGUCAGCAUCAGGCAAAGGGGGAGAUGCUGGGGAGGCAAGAACUCCCCUUCCGGAUUGGUGUGAGGCUAUAACAUUCUGUGAAUGGGCCUUUCCCCAAAAACCUCACCAUGGGACAGUCCUUCUAUGCACUGAAGUUUGUAACUCAUCUCUGAGGUUUCAAAGGUCCCAGCAGGGAGGGGCCGGUAGGCAACUGUCACCCUGGAAAUCCACUCUGCACGGAACAAGGAAAGGGCAGCUAUUCUGGGAGCAGCCCACAAAAGUGGCUUGUUUCCCGUCGCCGCAGUCAGAGACCCUCCCAAGGAAGGGCUGUAGAGCAGGACAAUGGCAGCAGGAGGAAGCAAGCUGGAAAUAGCACGGGGAUGGGUGGCUGGCAGCUGUGGUUUACAUUAAAGGACUGCACAAACCCUGAGCAUCCCUCUGUCCAACUGAACCCAUCUGCUGUUCCACAAAAUAAGCAGUCUGCUUGGAGCAUUUUGCCCUCAAAAAAAGGGGAAUCAUUCUGCACUUUGAGGAUAAUUCUAUCAUGAAGGCAUUUCUCUAGAAACCAAUUUAUUUUUUCUUUCCUGUUUUUUCACUGAAGUGUUUUUAAUUCUCUAGAGCACUUUACAAUCUCUGCAUUUACACUCAGAAUAAACAUACAGCAUUGUGAAGAAGUCACCCGUUUAAAGCUGUGGGGAAACUGAGGUGGAGAGAAGUGAGUUACGCCAAGGGCUGGCCGGACACUCACUCCACGCCAGAGGCAGGACUUGACCUUACAUUCCCUCCCCUGCCCCCAAUCCAGGGCCAUCUUCUUUUCUCUGCUGUAUACACAGGCCCUCAAAAUGCUUAAUACUGUUUUGUCAACAAAAGGUAAAGGUGUCCCCGCGCUUAUAGUGCGAGUCGUUUCCGACUCUUAGGGUGCCGUCUUGUGACGUUUACUUGGCAGACCGUAUAUAUGGGGUGGGAUUGC